Messenger RNA from Pseudogymnoascus destructans, 1173 nucleotides. RefSeq names its product alpha-1,2-mannosyltransferase (Kre5). The transcript has 5 exons. NCBI's taxonomy places the organism in Eukaryota, Fungi, Ascomycota, Leotiomycetes, Thelebolales, Thelebolaceae. Gene Ontology annotation, molecular function: alpha-1,2-mannosyltransferase activity. The record is from RefSeq and is a predicted model, not a curated record. Gene Ontology annotation, biological process: protein N-linked glycosylation; cell wall mannoprotein biosynthetic process. The coding region runs from base 1 to 1173 and encodes 390 amino acids. Gene Ontology annotation, cellular component: membrane; Golgi apparatus.
AUGUUCCGGAUACCGCGAAGCCAAGGGCUAAUGCCAAGAAAUAAGGAGUUGGAGGGGGUUAUCCAAUCGCUCAAGUCUAUCGAGCGUCAUUUCAACAGAUGGUAUCAUUACUUAUACGUCUUUCUCAACGACGGCGACUUCAACUCAACUUUCAAGGAGACCGUCCAGAACCAUACCAGUUCGUCAGUAGAGUUUGGGAAAAUCGACUCGAGCAUGUGGGGCUUCCCGGAUUGGAUAGAUCCAAGGGUUGCGAAGGAGGGAAUUGCAAAGCAAGGCGACGCCGCAAUUAUGUAUGGUGGCAUGGAGAGCUACCAUUCCAUGUGCAGAUACUACUCUGGAUUCUUUUACAAGCAUGAAUUGCUGCAAAACUAUGAGUGGUACUGGCGCCUUGAGCUAGAGAUCAAGUACUUCUGUGAUAUCACUUAUGACCCGUUCCAAAAGAUGAUCGAAAAUAACAAGACAUACGGGUUUACCAUCGCCGUGAAGGAAUUGAAGGAGACUGUUCCCAAUAUCUUCCGAUAUGCAUCUGCGUAUAUGAGAACUAACAACAUCAAGUCCAAGAGGCUCUGGGAGAUGUUCGUCGAGCCUGACCUAGAGGGACCGAAGAAGAAACGCCCAGAAGAUACGCUAGGCUACAAGCCUCCAAUUCCAGAACCGAUUCUCCGCAAGGGCUCAUCACUACCUGAUGUUGACCCCGAAGCCAUGGAAGGCGAGAAAUACAACAUGUGCCAUUUCUGGUCGAAUUUCGAGAUUGCAAGCCUCAGCUGGUUCAGGAGCGAGGAGUACGAGGACUUCUUUCAGAUGAUGGACCGCAGCGGCGGUUUCUGGAUGGAGAGGUGGGGCGACGCACCUAUCCACUCCCUGGCCGCUGGCGCCCUCCUUUCCCCGAGCCAAGUCCAUUAUUUCCGCGACUUCGGGUACCGCCACACGACUAUCCAGCACUGCCCUGCCAAUGCGCCAGCAAGACGAGUACUGGGACAGCUGGGACGACCCGAAGGAGAACGGCGUCGGAUGCCGAUGCCGCUGCGAUACGGCCAUUGUGGAUGUGGAAGGGAAGGAGGAAAGCUGCAUGGCCGAGUGGGUCGAUGUUGCGGGUGGAUGGGCGAGUCCUUGAUUGGCUUUGGGGUAGCAUGCAGGCGGUUUAUAUUCAUGGAAAUAUGCUUAUUAGCAUAG